AUGAACGAUCCAGGUCUAGAUAAGUCCGCAUCGCAGGCGGCCGAAGAUGUCGAGGCAAACAACACCUUUGAGCAAGAUAGAGAGCAGGCUGAAGAAGAAGAGCAGGAGUUUUUGAAACCUGGUCGAUGGUGGUUUGCAUCUACAGCAUGUCCACUCAUAGCAGGCACUUUUGGGCCCAUGGCAAACGCGUUCAGCAUCUGCGCGCUUCCUGAGAAGUGGAGAGUGUACAUCCCGCCAGGGGGCGACGAAGGCCAUGGGCUCACGGUUGAGGAUCCGAAGUGGCUGAUCGCCAUCAACUCCGUAUCGCUGGUGUUCGCACUCACCGCCAAUCUGUUUCUCCUGUUGAACAUGGCUCGGAGAGUUUCCUUUGCUGUUGCACAGCCAAUCACCUUGGUUGGGUUCUACACAGCGUCUUUACUCCUGAUGGCUCUUGUUGGUGUUGCAUCGUCCGCGGUGUUUCGGAUAGAACCACGACGGGAACAUGCUCUCAGCCAGGCCUACUACUACGCCAUGAUUGCAGCUGGACUCUACUUCAUCAUCGCGACGCUCAUGCUGCUCACCAUCUACGGCGCAUACAAGGGUCGUUACCCCAAGGAGUUCAGGCUUUCUCCCAGCCAGCGGACACUCAUGCUACAGACCAUCGGUUUCAUGUUUUACCUGCUCUUGGGUGCCGUGGUGUUUGCACAAGUGGAAGGCUGGAGCUUCUUGGAUGGCGUGUUCUACGCAGAUUUUACCCUGCUCACCGUUGGCAUAGGAGGCGAAUUUGUUCCCGCUACCCACACUGCCCGCUCGCUAUUGUUCCCUUACGCCAUGGGUGGGCUCGUCACUGUCGGUCUAGUCAUCGGAUCCAUACGAUCCUUGAUUCUCGAACACGGGAAACAAAAGAUGGCGGCCCGUUUUACCGAAAUCAAGAGGGAGAGGGUUCUCGCAUCCUACAACGACAAAACGAGGACGAUUAAACUGGGCUGGUUCUCAAACAUGGAGUACUUUCAGAAAGGACUCUCCGAAUCUCAAAAGAGAGAGCAGGAGUUCCGCGUCAUGCGAAGGAUACAGGAGAUCUCCGAAAAGAACCGACGGUACACAUCGUUAGCCAUCUCGUCCAUCGCGGCGAUGCUGCUGUGGUUUCUUGGAGCUUUGGUCUUUAUGUUCGCCGAGAAACCGCAGGGCUGGACCUACUUCUCGGCUCUGUAUUUUGCAUACACCUCGCUGCUGACUAUCGGGUACGGUGACCUCGUACCGCAGUCUAAUGCCGGCAAAGCCUUCUUCGUGUUCUGGAGUUUGCUGGCCGUACCAACACUGACCAUUCUCAUCAGCAACAUGGGCGACACUAUUAUCAAAGAAUUCAAAGACUUUACCAUCUGGGUCGGCUCUUUGACGCUCCUGCCAGACGAGGAAGGACUCAUGUCGACUCUGCGACUCGGUGCAAAGCGAAUGAGGAAAGUGUAUCGAGAAGAGUCUCAAGAGGCCGAUCAGGGUGCAUCCGUACGGCACAUGAUGGACAGACUACGAGGUCACCUGGAAGAGGAGGAACUUGGGCUAGCAGAAGAAGCUGGCGAACAUGGCGACAAACUAAUGCGCGACGUCCACUUCUACCAUUUCAUCUUGUCCAAGGAGAUCAGGCAGCUGAUGAAGGACGUCGACGCAUCGCCUCCACGGCAGUACAGCUACGCCGAGUGGUCGUACUAUCUCCGUCUGCUCGGACAGGAUGAGAGCGACCCUUCGUUCCACCGCCGAGCUCAGGUCCACCACAUGCACAGCAACCACUCAGCGCCCGACCUCGGCACCGCAGACGACGGCGAAGAGCAAGCGUGGAGCUGGCUGGGCAUCCGCAGCCCGCUCAUGGGCAACGCAAGCGAGGCGCAGUGGCUCCUCCGGAGACUGUCUGCGCGGCUCGAGAUGGAACUGCGAAAGAUGAGCAACCCGGACCGUAAGCAGAGAAAAUCACCACCGCCAAUUUCAAUGGACGAGCUGAGGAACAGGAAAGAUGCGGACGGUGGUACUGCAGAAUCCUCAGGGAGGACAUUCAACGCUGCCGAAGCCAGACGACGGGCGCGCAAGGGCAUUGAUCCGUGA
Molecule: messenger RNA, 2073 nt
Organism: Ascochyta rabiei
Lineage: Eukaryota; Fungi; Ascomycota; Dothideomycetes; Pleosporales; Didymellaceae
Exons: 2
Coding region: 1-2073 (690 amino acids)
Biological process (GO): potassium ion transmembrane transport; stabilization of membrane potential
Cellular component (GO): membrane
Molecular function (GO): potassium ion leak channel activity
Source: RefSeq, a predicted model, not a curated record